Messenger RNA from Moneuplotes crassus, 634 nucleotides. NCBI's taxonomy places the organism in Eukaryota, Ciliophora, Spirotrichea, Euplotida, Euplotidae. The record is from the annotation of a GenBank genome assembly.
UAUAAAUUUAAAGAUUCCCACCAGGUUAUUAAAAACUAUGCCCAAAUUUUUCUGAGAAUAUUGAGGAAUAUAUCUUACACACUCUUCACCAGGUGGAAGAAAGCAGCAUGCAGCAGGAAGAACACAUAUAAAUAAAAAGAUUGAAUAUUACUCACAAUUCCUUUUAGAGUAUCAGCAGCAACAAAAUGAGGAAAAAGAAAAAAUCAAAAAGCUCACAGCUCCUUCGCAUCCCCCUCGUCCAGGUCCAGGACAUAUGCCUCCUCCAUAUAUGCAUCCUCCUCCAAUGAACGGGCAGCAUAUGGGUUACCCUCCUCCACCGAUGGGUGGCCCUCACGGACCACCUGGUCCUGGUGGAGCAGGAUUCAUGCCUCCACCUCCUCCAGGCCCCGUUCCUAAUAACGGAAACGAUGGAAGCAAAGGAGAAAAUAGGGGUCAAGAACCAAGGCCGAUUCCAGAAAAUUCUCAAGCUUAUCCCCUUCCUCCAAGACAGAGCGUACCUGUAGAAGUAAAGAAAGAAGAAACAAAUGAAGAUAAGUUCAACCCUCUGGUGAACCUGAAUAUAUCAGCUGCCAAGAAGAUCGCAAGCAAGACAGAGUAACGAAAUUACUUAGCCCAAUCAAUGCUUCAAUUUUGA